Canis lupus familiaris (dog) is the source of this 3447-nucleotide messenger RNA. It is a transcript of the gene ZFPM2, whose product is annotated as zinc finger protein, FOG family member 2. Gene Ontology annotation, molecular function: RNA polymerase II-specific DNA-binding transcription factor binding. Gene Ontology annotation, cellular component: nucleus. The record is from RefSeq and is marked provisional. The transcript is spliced from 8 exons. Gene Ontology annotation, biological process: cell differentiation; negative regulation of transcription by RNA polymerase II; heart development. Bases 1 to 3447 code for a protein of 1148 amino acids. NCBI's taxonomy places the organism in Eukaryota, Metazoa, Chordata, Mammalia, Carnivora, Canidae.
AUGGAGGUUGCAUUCUAUACAGUAACUUCAGGGCCGCUAGAAGAUGCCAUUGAAGAGGAAGAAGAAGAGUGUCCAUCAGAGGAAACAGACAUCAUCUCAAAAGGAGACUUUCCAUUGGAGGAAAGCUUUUCUACAGAAUUUGGGCCUGAAAAUCUGAGCUGUGAAGAAGUGGAAUACUUUUGUAACAAAGGUGAUGAUGAAGGAGUGCAGGAGACAGCAGAAUCAGAUGGGGACACACAGUCAGAAAAGCCAGGCCAGCCUGGAGUUGAGACAGAUGAUUGGGAUGGUCCAGGAGAGCUGGAAGUAUUUCAGAAAGAUGGGGAACGGAAAAUCCAGAGUCGACAGCAACUUCCUGUGGGAACAACAUGGGGGCCAUUUGCUGGGAAGAUGGACCUGAAUAAUAAUUCCUUGAAGACAAAGGCUCAGGUCCCAAUGGUGCUGACUGCUGGUCCCAAGUGGCUACUGGAUGUGACUUGGCAAGGAGUGGAAGACAACAAAAACAACUGCAUUGUGUACAGCAAAGGGGGUCAGCUUUGGUGCACAACGACGAAGGCCAUCUCUGAGGGUGAAGAGCUAAUUGCCUUUGUGGUGGAUUUUGACUCAAGGCUACAAGCUGCCAGUCAGAUGACUCUUGCAGAAGGGAUGUACCCUGCACGCCUGCUGGACUCAAUUCAGCUGCUUCCCCAGCAAGCUGCCAUGGCUUCUAUUUUGCCUACAGCUAUUGUCAAUAAGGAUAUAUUUCCUUGCAAAUCUUGUGGCAUCUGGUAUCGGAGUGAGAGGAAUCUGCAAGCCCAUUUGAUGUACUACUGCAGUGGGAGGCAAAGAGAAGCUGCCCCAGUGUCAGAAGAAAAUGAAGACAGUGCUCCUCAGAUUUCCAGCCUGUGUCCCUUCCCACAGUGCACCAAGAGCUUUUCAAAUGCCCGAGCACUAGAAAUGCACCUGAAUUCACACAGUGGAGUGAAAAUGGAAGAAUUCCUCCCCCCUGGUGCUAGUCUAAAAUGCACCGUCUGUAGCUACACUGCUGAUUCUGUGAUCGGCUUCCACCAACACCUGUUCUCCCAUCUCACUCAAGCUGCCUUCCGAUGCAAUCACUGCCACUUCGGCUUCCAGACUCAGAGGGAAUUAUUGCAGCACCAGGAGCUCCAUGUCCCUGGAGGCAAACUUCCCAGAGAAAGUGAUAUGGAACACUCUCCAAGUGGAACCGAAGACAGCCUACAGCCAGCCCCAGACUUGUUGACCAGAAGCGAACUCCCCCAGAGCCAAAAGGCCAUGCAGACUAAAGAUGCGAGCUCUGACACAGAGCUGGACAAGUGUGAGAAAAAGACUCAGCUCUUUCUCACUACCCAGAGACCGGAGAUACCGCCUACGACAAAUAAACAGAGCUUUUCCUACACAAAAAUAAAGUCUGAGCCCUCUAGUCCAAGACUCGCCUCAUCUCCAGUUCAGCCUAGUGUUGGGCCUUCUUUCCCCGUGGGCCCUUUCCUAUCUCAGUUUGCUUUUCCCCAAGACAUCACAAUGGUCCCUCAGGCUUCAGAGAUCUUAGCCAAGAUGUCUGAGCUGGUACAUCGGCGACUGAGGCACGGCAGUAGUAGCUACCCUCCGGUAAUUUACAGCCCCUUGAUGCCCAAGGGGGCUACUUGUUUUGAGUGUAACAUAACAUUCAAUAAUUUGGACAAUUAUCUAGUGCACAAAAAACAUUACUGCAGCAGCCGAUGGCAGCAGAUGGCCAAGUCCCCAGAGUUCCCCGGUGUUUCGGAAAAGAUGCCUGAAGCCGUGAGCCCCAACACUGGUCAGACCUCCAUAAACCUCCUCAACCCCGCUGCUCAUUCUGCUGAUUCUGAGAAUCCACUUCUUCAAACAUCCUGCAUCAAUUCUUCCACCGUUUUAGAUUUAAUUGGGCCAAACGGCAAGGGCCACGACAAGGACUUUUCCACCCAAGCGAAGAAGCUGUCCACCUCUAAUAGCAACGAUGAUAAAAUUAAUGGAAAACCUGUCGAUGUGAAAAAUCCCAGCGGCCCCUUGGUGGAUGGGGAGAGUGACCCAAAUAAGACGACCUGUGAAGCUUGCAAUAUUACCUUCAGCCGGCACGAAACCUACAUGGUCCACAAACAGUAUUAUUGUGCUACACGCCACGACCCUCCGCUAAAGAGGUCUGCUUCCAACAAAGUGCCUGCCAUGCAGAGAACCAUGCGUACCCGCAAGCGCAGGAAGAUGUAUGAGAUGUGCCUACCUGAGCAGGAGCAGAGGCCUCCCCUGGGCCAACAGCGAUUUCUGGACGUGGCCAACCUCAGCAAUCCUUGUACCUCCACUCAAGAACCCACGGAAGGGCUAGGAGAGUGCUACCACCCGAGAUGUGACAUCUUCCCAGGAAUUGUCUCAAAGCACUUGGAAACGUCUCUGACGCUCAGCAAAUGUGUCCCCGUUUCCAAAUGUGACACGACUCAUUCCAGCGUUUCCUGCCUAGAGAUGGACGUGCCCAUAGAUCUGAGCAAAAAGUGUCUGUCCCAGUCUGAGCGGACCACCACGUCCCCCAAGAGGCUGCUGGACUACCACGAGUGCACCGUGUGCAAGAUCAGCUUCAACAAGGUAGAGAACUACCUGGCCCACAAGCAGAAUUUCUGCCCGGUCACGGCGCACCAGCGGGGCGAGCUGGGCCCGCUGGACGGCAAAGUCUUCCCGAAUGCAGAGAGCGAGCGCAGCAGCCCGGACGUCAGCUACGAAAGGAGCAUAAUAAAGUGUGAGAAAAACGGAAACCUGAAGCAGCCUUCCCCCAACGGCAACCUAUUUUCCUCCCACUUGGCCACCCUGCAGGGCCUGAAAGUCUUUAGCGAAGCUGCUCAGCUCAUUGCCACAAAAGAAGAAAACAAACACUUGUUUCUUCCCCAAUGCCUUUACCCCGGAGCAAUAAAGAAGGCCAAGGGAGCCGACCAGCUGUCCCCGUAUUACGGGAUAAAGCCAAGCGAUUACAUUUCUGGUUCUCUCGUCAUCCAUAACGCUGACCUGGAGCAAAGCACCAACGCGGACGGCGAAUCUCCCAAGGGCCUGGCUUCCUCCAACGGCUGCGCGGGGCCGAAGAAGGAUUCCCUGCCGCUGUUGCCCAAGAACAGAGGCAUGGUCAUCGUGAACGGGGGACUGAAGCAGGAGGAGAGACCCGCCGCCCCCCCGCAGCAGGAGAACAUUUCCCAGAACCCUCAGCACGACGAUGGCCACAAGUCGCCCUCCUGGAUCGCCGAGAACCCGCUAGGCACCAACGAGAACGUGUCGCCUGCCAUCCCUUCGGCCGAGGAACAGUUGUCUAGUAUAGCAAAGGGCGUGAAUGGCUCUGCCCAGGCGCCCACCAGUGGGAAAUACUGCCGGCUGUGUGAUAUUCAGUUCAACAACCUCUCAAACUUUAUAACCCACAAGAAGUUUUAUUGCUCAUCACAUGCGGCCGAACACGUCAAAUGA